Elaeis guineensis (African oil palm) is the source of this 865-nucleotide messenger RNA. Its product is annotated as LOB domain-containing protein 1. The record is from RefSeq and is a predicted model, not a curated record. Lineage: Eukaryota; Viridiplantae; Streptophyta; Magnoliopsida; Arecales; Arecaceae.
ACCCCUGAACUCGCUUUAAUUUCCUACCAACUCUUCUCCCUUUCACCAUCCUCAUGGAGGCAAGCGAGGCAACCACUACCACCACCACAUUCCAUUGUCCACCCUCUUCCUCUCCUUCGUCCUCUCCUGCCUCUUCUCCUCAUGUAGCUUCUCCCCCGGUUGUUCUCAGCCCCUGUGCUGCCUGCAAGAUACUCCGCCGGCGAUGCAGUGAGAAGUGCAUGUUUGCGCCUUAUUUCCCUCCCAACGAACCCCUCAAGUUCGCGACCUCCCAUCGAGUCUUCGGUGCGAGCAACAUCAUCAAAUUAUUACAGGAGCUUCCAGAAAGCCAAAGGGCUGAUGCAGUGAGUAGCAUGGCAUAUGAAGCAAAUGCUCGUAUCAGAGACCCAGUGUAUGGGUGCGCAGGGAUUAUUUGCCAGCUCCAGAAACAAGUGAGUGAACUGCAAGCCCAGCUAGCCCGGGAGCAGGCUGACCUCCUCACUAUGAAGACCCAGCAUGCAAACUUGGUUGCGGUCAUCUACAUGGAGAUGGCUCAGUCUCCGCAGUUAGUGAGAGACAAUUUCAACACAAAUAAUCUUAACUUACUUCAGACUGAUGCCUUCAUGCAAGAUGAUUAUUGCCAAGGUUCGAUUUGGGAGGAACCCCUGUGGACCUGAGUAAAUUCUGAAAAAGAAAGAGCUCUUCUGUCCACUAGAUGAAUAAAUGGACAUGUGUAUGAAAAAAGUGAAUAAGAUGUCAUCUUGGAUUUGGAAUUUUGUACUUGAGAUGGAUCGGUAGCAGAAGAGAUGGGAGAGGGAUCGAUGUUUUUCACCAAGGAAAUAACACUAAUUUGUUCUUGUUUGACUGCAGGAAAUGUUCAUGAUUUCUC